UUAUCACUACGAGUGGAGUUGGUCGUCUCAAAGAAGGACAGGCUGAACAAAGAGUUGACAAUCAGUGCACAGAAUUAGAGUACAAUAUAUUCUCACGAGACAGCUCUGCUCAGGUGGAACUCUAUGCCGAGGGUCCAUGCAACAAUUUGGGAAUUUCAAGACAAAAAAUAUAAAUAUUCCUUUUCAACCAUGCACAUGCGCUAUUGGACUCAAACCAAUUCAGUCCGAUAUUGAGUGCAAGUGUGACUGUGAUCCAGACUUGCAACUGGGAUAUCAGAUAACAAAAUGUUUUGAGGAAAAUGGAGCCAUAACGCUGGAAAGAAAUAACAACACAUGGAUCAAAGUCACCAAUAAAACAGGGUAUGUUGUUAGCAGCUGUACACUUGACUAUUGUGUACAAAAACCAGUCAACAUCAGCCUAAGCAGCCCUGACGAACAGUGUGCUUACAAUCGAAGUGGUGUCUUGUGUGGAGAAUGUGAACCAGGACUGAGUCUCGUGUUGGCUACGUCAAGAUGUGAACGAUGCUCUGAUAAUUACCUUCUUCUACUAAUACCAUUUGCGCUGGCAGGAAUAUUGCUAGUUGCUUUAAUUCUCCUGCUCAACAUCACUAUAGCAACUGGAAAUAUUCAUGGCCUCAUUUUUUACGCCAACAUAGUAGCUGCUAAUAGAGCAAUUUUCUUUCCUAGUUUAAACAACUUUUUAAAAGUUUUUGUAUCAUGGGUUAAUCUUGACUUGGGAAUUGAAACAUGCUUUUACAAUGGAAUGAACUCUCAAGGGAAAGUACUCCUUCAACUUGUUUUUCCCGCUUACUUGUUUCUUCUAAUGUUCUUAAUAAUCAUUUUAAGCAACUAUUUUGACUCAUUUGCAAAGCUCCUCUCCAACAGGAACCCAGUUGCUGCCUUAGGCACACUCGUCCUACUCUCUUAUUCCAAACUCUUACAGUUUGUAAUUGCUGCACUGCAAUACAGGGUCUUGAAUUAUCUUGAUGGUACAAGUGAUAUAGUUUGGCUCUACGACGGAAAUGUGCAAUAUUUCACUCGCGAUCACCUCCCUCGGUUUGUUGCUGCAGCCAUUAUCCUCAUUGCUGGUGUAAUGUUCACUGUACUGCUCUUCUUUGGACAAUGGUUUCCACGCUGUUCCAAGGUUAUGAUAUGGACCAAGAAUACAAAGUACACUGGCUUCAUGGAUGCAUACCAUGCUCCAUUCACUCCCAAGCAUCGCUACUGGGUGGGACUGCUUCUCUUUGCUCUAAUUAUUCAUAAUCUAGUAGCUGCCAUGGCUCUCGACACUUACCUCCCUAUUCUAUCAGCUGGGGUUCUAUCAGUUGGACUUAUUGUCUGGAAACUACUCAAUAAUCGUUUGUACAAAAGUAAGUUUUGUGAUUCCCUCGAAACUCUCUAUCUAUUCAAUGUUUUUAUUCUUUCAUUUGGCACCUCUUAUGUCAAAGAUACAAAUAAAAAUCAGUCAGCACUAGCCAAUACUUCAAUGGCUAUAUCAUUCACCUUAUUUGUGACAACACUCUGCUAUCACUUUUACCAAUUUGUACUCAAGAAGAGCAAUACAUGGCUGAAGAUAGAGGACACAAUAAGAAACUUAGGAGCUGGUGCUGCAGACAUGAGACUCCGACGAGCUAACAAUGACCGGGAAAUGUAUCAACUGGUAGCCGAUGAAAAUGAUGAAGAUGAAUUACUCGAAGCAGUAGACGACUAUGAACAAAGAGACGCCUUGAACCCACCUUACACUGAUGGAGCUGUGGAAGAAGCUGACCCUGAUCGCUACAUCACUCCUCCCAUCAUCAGACCAGCCACGAGGCCGGACCAGCUGAGACUAUCCUACAUGGAUGAUCUAGCCCCCCUCACUACAGAGGACUACAGACCAGCCCCUCCUCCUCUAAGAGUCAACCAUCGUCCUGCUGUUACACACACAGAAAUCGGCCCCAUACGCAAUGAAGUGUGAACUGUCUUAUUUAGCUGAAGUACCUUAUCAUGUUAAUAACAUUUGUAGGCAUUGUUAGUUCUAACAGUUACUGUCGUUUAUGUCACUAGUUUAAGAGAUUAUUUUU
Molecule: messenger RNA, 2063 nt
Organism: Halichondria panicea
Lineage: Eukaryota; Metazoa; Porifera; Demospongiae; Suberitida; Halichondriidae
Exons: 1
Coding region: 137-1957 (606 amino acids)
Source: RefSeq, a predicted model, not a curated record